UCAAAAUAUUUAAAUUUGAAAAAAAGUAAACAAUACAGUUACAAAAAGUCUGAGAAAAAGUUAUCUUUGCAAAAAAUACAGAAUGGAAAACAGUCCGUUGAGAAAAAAACCGAAGAUGGCAUCUUCAGCAGAAGAAGUCAAUAAUGAGCUUCGCAUUCUUAAUAACAUAUACCUAAACACUCCAAAUAUUAUAGAACAAUUACAUUCUAUUGAAUUCGAAGCCUGGAAAGAGUGUUUAGAACGUGUAGAAUUCAAACUUCCUGAAACAAGUAAUCUUGAAAUUCCUGAUGUGGACAAAGUAAUAAAAAAGUAUGAAACUGAUUUGAAAGAACUAAAUGGUAAAGUUAAAAACAUGUGUGAUCACAUACAAAUUUUAAAUAUUUUGAAGAAAAAACAGAAAUGCAAGAUAUCACAACUGGUGGAUGGAAUUUGAUGGUUUGCAAACUCAAUAUAUAUAUUGAAUAAUUUUUUCUAUAUUAAAGAAGUAGAAAUCUUGUUGUCUUAUUAUUUAAUCUACAUUAAUUAAUAGCUCUAUAAUAUCUUCAGUUCGUUGUAUAUAAUUGUCAAACAAUUCAGUCUUGGAAUUAAGCCCUAAAAAAGUGAUAUAGGUAUAGUUAGUAUAAAUGUAAUAUAAUUAUAUAAAUUAUCGAGUAAAUGUGUUGUAUAUUAAAUAUUGCAUAUAUAAUUCUUUAUGUUAUAAUUAAGGGAUCAGUAUUAGAUUUGUAGAAAACUUAAACUUACAGUAAAUAUAGGUACGAUUUCCAUUUCA
Molecule: messenger RNA, 769 nt
Organism: Sitophilus oryzae (rice weevil)
Lineage: Eukaryota; Metazoa; Arthropoda; Insecta; Coleoptera; Curculionidae
Exons: 3
Coding region: 83-433 (116 amino acids)
Source: RefSeq, a predicted model, not a curated record